AUGGCAGACAACUACGAUAUUGAGGGCCAGGCUCAGCAAAUCCCCCCUAAAGAAGCAGACAACUUUGAUGCAGAAAGCCAUGCUCGUCUCGUUUCCGACAGCCCUGCUCAGGUCCGCAUCACCCUCCGCCCAAUCGCUCCUCCCGCAGCCCUCGGGCUGGCCGGCUUUGCAGGCUCGACGCUGAUUGUCAGCACCUGGGUGUGUCGAUGGUGGGGGAAUCCUGACAGCCCUCUUCUCUUCUUCCCUUUCAUCGGACUUUGGGGUGGCCUGGCUCAGUUUAUUGCUGGGCUCUAUGGGUUUGCAGCGCGAGACGUCUUGGUCACCGUCGUCAACACCAUGUGGGGGUCGUUUUGGAUGGCCCUGGGAAUUCUAUACGCUUUCGUAGCGGCCGGAUCGAUCGAGGGCCACAGCAUCUACACUCACUAUCCCGAGUUCGCGGUCUGGUUCAUUCCACUCACCAUGACCACCUGGGUCUGCGCAAUUGCAGCCACUGCUCGUGACGUGGUCCUUUCACUGACCUUGUUCACUCUUUCCAUCGGCUGUACCAUCGCCCUCACACUUUUUGCCCACGACGAAGCCGCCACGCGUGCCGGCAUCAAGGUUGCCGCCUACUUCUGGAUGAUGUCCGCCUUUCUGGCCUGGUGGCGGUCCUCAGUAUUUAUCAUAGAGUGA
This is a messenger RNA of Capronia epimyces CBS 606.96, 672 nucleotides long. RefSeq lists its product as uncharacterized. The transcript is spliced from 2 exons. Gene Ontology annotation, molecular function: acetate transmembrane transporter activity. The record is from RefSeq and is a predicted model, not a curated record. Gene Ontology annotation, cellular component: plasma membrane. NCBI's taxonomy places the organism in Eukaryota, Fungi, Ascomycota, Eurotiomycetes, Chaetothyriales, Herpotrichiellaceae. Bases 1 to 672 code for a protein of 223 amino acids.